Messenger RNA from Fusarium vanettenii 77-13-4, 804 nucleotides. RefSeq lists its product as uncharacterized. The record is from RefSeq and is a predicted model, not a curated record. Bases 1 to 804 code for a protein of 267 amino acids. The transcript has a single exon. Lineage: Eukaryota; Fungi; Ascomycota; Sordariomycetes; Hypocreales; Nectriaceae.
AUGGCCGAUCCUCUUCCAGAUUCAGACCAAGACGAGCACCAGUCGACAGAAUCAGGACACGACCAGUUGGAUCGUUAUUGCCUUGAACUAGUGCAGCGGCUCAAUGACGAACUAAAGGACAACCUCUUGGCCGUCCAUCUUUUCGGUUCGGCUGGAUACAGCGCAUACCAGCCUGGCAUCAGUGACAUUGACGUCUAUGCAAUUAUAAAUGAGCCGAUAUCCGAUUAUUUUCACCUGGCUCACCUCAUCAGCAAUCACUCUUUGCCCUGUCCAGCACGCAAACUUGAGUUUGUCCUCUUCACCAAGGCCAAUGCAGCCCGACAAUCGCCCGAUCCCAAGUUCGAAAUGAACUUCAACACCGGCAAGGGUAUGGAAGACUACAUCAACUUGGAUUCCCAUACUGAGCCACGAUUCUGGUUCUUACUCGAUAUCGCCGUUGGUCGCGAGCUAGGCAAGUCAAUCUUUGGACCGCCGCCCGAUACGCUCUUUGCGGCCCCGUCAUCGGAAUGCGUGUUUGAUUGCAUGAUCGAGUCUUUAUCCUGGCACCGCCAAAAUGGCCCUGUGGAUCACAACGGUAUUCUCAAUGCGUGCCGACAGUUGAGGUACGAAAAGACUUCUAUAUGGGGCUCCAAGAAGGAUGGCGGCAACUGGGUCCUUGAAAACUACGACUGUCCCAACAUCGUUACCCUGGCCAUGGAUUCCCGACAUUCAGAAACGCAAUUGCCGCCAGACCUAGGGCUUGACUUCCUGGAUUUUGUGGAAGACGAGAUCAAACGAGACAAGGUGGCAGAUGAGGAGGGUUAA